AUAAACCCUGAUAUAUUUUAUAUAUUUGGUUCUCCGAUUGUAAUCAGUAUGUUGAAAGAACACAAAGUUCUCAAUUCAAAUGAGUCUUAAGUCGACAAUUUUUUUGAUUGAAAAUAAUUUUUUAUGUAAGAUGUGAUUCUUUGGCUUUGCUUAUACUCCAACGAGAAGUAAGAGCAUACAAAAAGUAAUGAUCGAAAGCGAAUGAAAGACAAACGAAGCAACACCUCUUUACUCAUUCUUUAUAUUAAUACCUCUCAGGCUUCUUCACCUGUUAACACUUUUUCUUCACUUGCCUACAGCACCUGAGCUCUCUUAAAAAUGGAGGAAACGACGACCUUCCAUGGACUAGGACACCUCUUCAUUACAAUCUUCUUGUACUGCUUCUCAUCAUUCAUCGUGGCUCCGGUGAUAACCGACAUCAGCAUGGCUGCGCUAUGUCCCGGAAAAGACGAGUGUUCUCUCGCCAUUUACCUCUCCGGCUUUCAACAAGUUAUCACGGGAGUGGGAUCAUUGAUUAUGAUGCCAUUGGUGGGAAGCUUGUCAGACAAGCAUGGGAGAAAAUGUUUGCUUACUCUUCCAAUGACACUCAACAUUUUACCUCUUGUGACAUUAGCGUAUAGUAGAGGGGCAACCAUCUUCUACAUGUACUAUGUACUCAAGACUCUCACUUCGAUAGUUUGUGAAGGAAGUGUUCUUUGUCUUGCCCUUGCGUACGUGGCUGAUAAUGUACCAGAAGGGAGACGAGCCUCCGCAUUUGGGAUACUUACCGGGAUUACAUCAUGUGCAUUCGUUUGCGCCAAUCUUUCUGCUCGAUUUUUAUCUAUUGGCGUGACAUUUCAGGUUGCAGCAGCAAUGGGAAUUUUAUCAACGUUGUAUAUGAGGCUUUUCCUACCGGAUUCGAUCCGAGACAAUAGCCUCGGUGCUCCCAUUGUUAUAAAUGAGAAAUUGAGUUCUCCUUUACUUGAAGAUUGUCCAGGACAUAGAAAUAGGAUAUUUAGAGCAAUUCGUUUGGUACAUGAAAUGGCUUCUCUAAUGAGAAGUAGCGUUCCACUUUUUCAAGUUGCGAUGGUAUCAUUCUUCAGUAGUCUUGCUGAGGCAGGUCUACAUGCUUCAUCUAUGUACUAUUUAAAGGCCAAGUUUCACUUUAACAAAGACCAGUUUGCAGACUUGAUGAUCAUAGUUGGCGCAUCUGGAUCUAUUUCACAGUUGCUCUUUAUGCCCGUUCUAGUUCCUGCUUUAAAAGAGGAGAGACUGCUCUCAAUUGGUCUUUUCUUUGGUUGUGCCCAUAUGUUCCUACUAUGUGUGGCAUGGUCCUCAUGGGUUCCAUAUAUGGCAGCCAUAUUUGCACUUUUCUCAAUAUUUCCUUCAUCGUGUAUGCGAAGCAUUGUCUCCAAACAAGUAGCAUCAUAUGAACAGGGGAAAGCCCAAGGAAUUAUUUCAAGCAUAUGUUCCCUUGCAAAUGUCAUUUCCCCGCUAGCAUUUUCACCUCUAACAGAUUGGUUUCUGUCUGAAAGAGCCCCAUUUAAUUUCCCAGGGUUCAGUAUAAUGUGUGCGGGAUUUGCCAUGACUAUAGCUUUCAUCCAAAGCCUGAUGAUCAGAGCAGCAACACCAAUAUCAGUUAUGGGAUCUCCAUAACACAGUUUCCUCAAAACCAUAUGGAUUUCGUAGUGAAAGAUAAUAUACAGGUUUUAAUUGCAUUGGUCGAAUCCUUGAUGUUUUUUUUUAACCCAUAUUGUGUACGGGUUUAUGAUAUCUAAAGUCAGCAAGACACCAAUAGCUUGUAUAGGUUAGUCAAUAACUCCUAGGGGAAACACCAUAUUUAAUGGCCGUUUCAGUUAAUUUAGAUAUCUUCUUUCUUUUUUUGAGUUCAAAGUUAGUUUAGUUGUCUAAAGCAACAAAAUAGCUCCAAUAUUUGUAUCAUUAAAUUUAUUUAUAUACAUCAUAAUUAUUUUUG
Messenger RNA from Arabidopsis thaliana (thale cress), 1954 nucleotides. Its product is annotated as Major facilitator superfamily protein. The coding region runs from base 319 to 1635 and encodes 438 amino acids. Gene Ontology annotation, biological process: transmembrane transport. The transcript is spliced from 14 exons. Gene Ontology annotation, molecular function: transmembrane transporter activity. Lineage: Eukaryota; Viridiplantae; Streptophyta; Magnoliopsida; Brassicales; Brassicaceae. The record is from RefSeq and is marked reviewed. Gene Ontology annotation, cellular component: membrane.